Molecule: messenger RNA, 1587 nt
Organism: Scheffersomyces coipomensis
Lineage: Eukaryota; Fungi; Ascomycota; Pichiomycetes; Serinales; Debaryomycetaceae
Gene: FRP3
Product: putative ammonium permease
Exons: 1
Coding region: 459-1304 (281 amino acids)
Cellular component (GO): plasma membrane
Molecular function (GO): acetate transmembrane transporter activity
Source: RefSeq, a predicted model, not a curated record
AGACAGACAAAAACUUUGAAUUUUUGUCUUGUUUUAUUUUUAUUUAUUUUUAUUAUUAUUUUUUUUUUUUUUUGGUUUAAAAAAUGCUUAAUUUUUAAAUUCAUCUUUUGUUGACCUCAAUUUGAAUUUGGUUAUAAAAAUCAUCUAAAAUCCUUUUCAUAAAUUAUCCAGUUUUUAUAAAUAGGUUUUUCUUUUUCUUUUUGAUUUUUUUGGUUCUCUAUCAUUCAUUAUUUUAAAAAGGUUUAAUAAGAAAUUUAUAUCUAUCAAACAUCUUUCUUUUCCUGAAUUGUACCCUUUGACUUUAUAUAUUGACUAUAUAAUCUUGUGUGUGCAACUUCUUCCUUCCUCAUCGUCUUUUUUUGCCUUGUACUUUUGUUCAUUUUUUUUUCCCACCUCAGUGAGAGAGAUAACUUUAUUUAUUUUUAACAUCCCCAUAUAAUUAUUAAUAACUAUCUACAAUGUCUUCCGAUUUAGAAAAUCAAGUUCCUCAAGAUCAUACUUUAAUCAUCGAAGAUGCUGCUAAUGCUUCAUCAUCUGUUCCUUAUGAUCCAAAUCAUCCUGAACAUCCCGUUACAAAAGUUGUAACUGAAGGUGAUUAUGUUACUUUUGGUAAUGAAAAAUAUUUAAGAUCAGAAUUAGUUGAAGCUUUUGGUGGUUCUUUAAAUCCAGGUUUAUCUCCAGCUCCAAAACAUAAUUUAGCUAAUCCAGGUCCUUUAGGUUUAAGUGCUUUUGCUUUAACUACUUUUGUUUUAUCUUUGAUUAAUUGUGAAGCCAGAGGUGUCACUAUUCCAAACAUUGUCGUUGGUUUAGCUUAUUUCUAUGGUGGUGCUGCUCAAUUAGUAGCUGGUAUGUUUGAAAUCGCCGUGGGUAACACCUUUGGUGGUGUUGCUUUAUCAUCCUAUGGUGGUUUUUGGGGUUCAUGGGCUGCCAUUUAUACUCCAUCCUUUGGAAUUAUUGAAGCUUAUGCUGGUGAUACUGGAAAACAAUUGGAAUAUGCCGUUGGACUUUAUUGUGUUGCUUGGUUUAUCUUUACCUUUUUCCUUUGUCUUAUGACUCUUAAAUCCACGGUUGCAUUCUUCAGUAUUUUCUUUUUCCUUUCCAUUACAUUUUUAUUAUUAGCCAUAACUAAUUUUAAUGGAUCUGUGGCUGUUCAAAAAGCGGCUGGUGUAUUUGGUAUCAUUACUGCUUUCUGUGCUUGGUAUAAUGCUUAUGCUGGUAUUGCCAAUGAACAAAAUAGUUAUAUCACUGUUAAAGCUAUUCAUUUACCAGAUUUCCAAGAUAAAAACAGACACAACAGAAAAUAAGUUUAAAAUUGUCAAUAUGAUUUUCAUUUUCUUUUAAGUUGUAGAUUAUAAGAAGGAUCCCUCACCCUGAUUGUAUCUAUGAAUUAUUUGAAAAUGAUGUUUUAUUCGAGUUUUUUUAACUUCUUAUGAUGAAUAAUAAUUUUUUUUAUAUAACCUUUUUCCUUUAAUGAUGAUCCCCCCCUCCCUCCUCCUUUUUUUAUAGUCAAGUCCCUUUUUUUUUAUAUUUUCCUCCUUUUUAUAUUUAUUAAGAUAGUAAUGGUUUCAAAAAAUUAUGUUUUAAAAG